Rhinocladiella mackenziei CBS 650.93 is the source of this 1557-nucleotide messenger RNA. RefSeq lists its product as uncharacterized. Gene Ontology annotation, biological process: transmembrane transport. The record is from RefSeq and is a predicted model, not a curated record. NCBI's taxonomy places the organism in Eukaryota, Fungi, Ascomycota, Eurotiomycetes, Chaetothyriales, Herpotrichiellaceae. Gene Ontology annotation, molecular function: transmembrane transporter activity. The transcript is spliced from 5 exons. Gene Ontology annotation, cellular component: membrane. The coding region runs from base 1 to 1557 and encodes 518 amino acids.
AUGGCUCCCAGGAAGUCACUCGAGAAGGAUGAUGUCGAUAUCGUCGACCAGGAGGCUAUUCACCUGGAGGGUGCAUCUCAAGUCAUUGAAAUUGGAACCUUUCAUGUCCUAGGCUUGAGUUCUCACGAUGCUGAGUUCUUUUCCAACUACCCCGAGGAAAAGCGGAAGAAAGUCUUUCGCAAUGUUGAUGUUCGACUCGUCCCUAUGUUGGCACUUCUGUACUUGAUCUGCCACAUCGACCGUGCCAACAUUGGCAAUGCGAAGAUAGAGGGCAUGGUCGAUGACUUGGGCAUGACGGGUGUGCAGUACAACACUGUCCUAUCUAUCUUCUUCAUCCCUUAUGUUCUGUUCGAAGUUCCCAGUAACAUUCUGCUCAAGAAAUUCAAACGCCCCUCGGUGUACCUUGGUAUCCUCAUCGUUAGCUGGGGUAUUGUAAUGACUUGCACGGGCUUGGUUCAGAACUUCGGUGGUCUGAUGACUACCCGGGUCUUGCUCGGUAUUUUCGAGGCUGGAUUCUUCCCCGGCGCCAUCUAUCUAUGCUCUUAUUGGUACAUGCCCAAGGACUUGGCGACUCGGAUUUCCUACUUUUACUGCGCAAGCGCACUGUCUGGUGCUUUCUCGGGCCUGCUGGCUGCGGCUAUUGCUCAAAUGGACGGUAUUGCUGGACUCGAAGGAUGGCGAUGGAUCUUCCUCUUAGAAGGUCUUGCUACCGUAGCACUCGGCAUUGCCUGUUUCUUCCUGCUCAUCGACACUCCCGCUCUAUCCACGCGCUGGCUGAGCCCUGAAGAAAUCCGAUACUUGGAGCUCUCCAUGUUCAUCAAGCAGGGAGGAAAUUUCCACGAGGAAUCCGGCGUCAAAUGGAGGGACCUCAAGAUGGUGCUCAUGAACUGGAGGGUUUACGUCCAGGCUUAUUUCUUGCUGUGCCAGUCGGCUCUUUCUUAUGGUACCAAGUUCACCCUUCCGACCAUCACCAAAGCCAUGGGUUUCAGCUCAACCAAUGCCCAGCUUACUUCGGCUCCUCCAUAUGUUGCCGGUGCGAUAUCGGCUAUCGUCUUUGCGCGACUCUCCGAUCGUUUCUACUGGCGAAUGCCUUUUGUGGCAAUACCCAUGAUCAUUGUAACAAUUGGCUAUGCUAUUGUCAUAUCACUGCACGGAGCUCUCGAAACAAGGAAAGGAGUAGCUUACUUCUCGGUCGUUUUUGCUGUCAUGGGUAUUUAUCCAAUUCAAGCAGCGGCUGCCUCUUGGAACUCAAACAACAUUGCACCUGCCUCCCGACGAGCUAUUGGUAUUGCGCUCAUGAACUGCGUCGGCAAUGUCGGCGGCAUCGUGGGUAGCUUUAUGUAUAUCGAAGCCGAGAAACCCAAAUACUACACAGGGUUCGGUCUCAGUUUGGCAUUUGGUGGAACCGGACUCAUUGUUGCUCUUUUGCUUGAGUGGAGUUACAUGGUGGCAAAUGCAAAGAAGGCGAAGAUUGCGGAGGAGGCGAGAGUCAAGUACACGGAGGAAGAAUUGUUUGACAUGGGAGACAAAUCCCCGCUGUUCAAGCAUGUCCUGUAA